CGGGGGGCGCAGGAAGCGGAAAGCCGCGCCGCGCCGCCGGGGAGCGGGGCGGUGAACCAUGUUGAGCCCUGCCAACGGGGAGCAGCCCCACCUGGCCAACUACGUGGAGGACUACCUGGACUCCGUGGAGUCCCUGCCGUUCGACCUGCAGCGGAACGUCUCGCUCAUGCGGGAGAUCGACGCCAAGUACCAAGAGAUCCUGAAGGAGUUGGAUGACUACUAUGAGAAGUUCAAGCGCGAGACGGAUGGCACCCAGAAGAGGCGCGUGCUGCACUGCAUCCAGAGAGCCCUGAUCCGCAGCCAGGAGCUGGGCGACGAGAAGAUCCAGAUAGUGAGCCAGAUGGUGGAGCUGGUGGAGAACCGCACCAGGCAGGUGGACAGUCACGUGGCGCUCUUCGAGGCCCACCAGGACAUCAGCGAUGCGACCGGCAACAGCGGCAAAGCGGGCCAGGAGAAGUCCAAGAACGAGACAAUCACGCAGGCGGAGAAGCCGAACAACAAGCGGUCCCGGCGGCAGCGCAACAACGAGAACCGAGAGAACGCUUCCAGCAAUCACGACCACGACGACGUCGCCGCAGGAACACCCAAGGAGAAGAAGGCGAAGGCCUCCAAGAAGAAGAAACGCUCCAAGGCCAAAGCGGAGCGGGAGGCGUCCCCCGCUGACCUCCCCAUCGACCCGAACGAGCCCACGUACUGCCUGUGCAACCAGGUCUCCUAUGGAGAGAUGAUCGGCUGUGACAACGACGAGUGCCCCAUCGAGUGGUUCCACUUCUCGUGCGUGGGGCUCAACCAUAAACCCAAGGGCAAGUGGUACUGUCCCAAGUGUCGGGGGGAGAACGAGAAGACCAUGGACAAGGCGCUGGAGAAGUCCAAAAAAGAGAGGGCUUACAACAGGUAGCUUGUGGAGAGCGAGCCACCCGUGUAUUUAUUGCAUUGCCGCCUCCUGAGGCGUGGGGUUGUAAAAUGUAUAUUUUUAAAGAACGCUAGCACAGGAGCCGUGGCUCGUGUGGGGUGGCAGUGGCUCUCUGCCUUUGUCUGCGUUGGUACACGUGUAACACGAACGCGCUCUGUGGAUCAGCAUCUUAGAAACUACAAAUAUAGGUUUGAGUUAAACACU
Messenger RNA from Lepus europaeus (European hare), 1117 nucleotides. RefSeq names its product inhibitor of growth family member 1 (gene ING1). Gene Ontology annotation, biological process: positive regulation of DNA-templated transcription. Bases 59 to 898 code for a protein of 279 amino acids. Lineage: Eukaryota; Metazoa; Chordata; Mammalia; Lagomorpha; Leporidae. The transcript has 2 exons. The record is from RefSeq and is a predicted model, not a curated record. Gene Ontology annotation, cellular component: nucleus.